GCGACUUACCUAAAAAUGUAUUUGCAACACUUACUGUGCCGCUAGCGCGAGAGCUUGAGGCCCGGCUGCACGAUGACGCUGCGGCCGGAUGAGCCACGGUAAAAGGUUGAGUGGAAGCGGGAAGCCAGUGGGGCUUUGCUGCGGUAAGAUCGGGGGCGCUGCCCAGGCUCGUUGGCAGCCAGCCGCUGCGAGCCCGCGCUUAAGGACACCCGUUUUUUAUGUGCCGCGGGGCAAUGGAGGUGUCGAGCGAGGCGAGUUCGGGGCCUUGCGAGUUUUGCCCGAUAUAUUGGUCGCCCUGUUGUUGUGGAUUUAGGAGUGAGGUUUGGCGGAUUGCUGGGAGACUAAUAACUUAAAUCGUACGGAUCCGCUUUGUUUACCUUCGCGAGGACGGAGCGUCGGAAUUAAUCGCCGUUUGCCUCGGGAUUACGUGCGGUCCACUUCCGAUUGGAGGAAUUGUAGGCACAGCCUAAAGAUAAAAGGACACCGGGGGGGAAAUGGACGUGACGCCGGUAGAUGCGAGGUUAAGCCUCGGCGUCGUGGGCAGCGUGUGCUGGUCGAGCAGAGCAGCGGCUGCAAUAGAGCUCGGAGCUCGCGGCGGUGUCUGGCGGAGAAGAAGUGAUUCUGGGCCCGGCAGAUUGGCCAGAGAACUGAAACAUCCCCAAUAUAGACCUCGUCUUCUAAAUGAGAAACGCCGAGUCUGCCAUAUAAUGGCAAAAGGUGCAAACCGAAUGCUGAUAAACCGUCAAUGGACAGGGCUUGGAGAAAACACCAAUCACAAAGCUGCGAUGAGUUCUGUAAGCGAAAGUUUUUCUGAGAAUAACUCCAUUGUUCAUCCUGAAUAUUUUUUCAUCACUGGACUUUCAGGUAUACCAUACAGCACUUAUUACUAUAUUUUCUUAUUUUUCCUUUAUAUUAUUGCUGUAAUUGGGAACUCUGUAGUGCUCUUUAUUAUAGCUGUUGACCAAAACCUGCACAGUCCAAAGUACUUUGGUAUGUUUUACUUGGCCCUGGCUGACUUUGGUGAAACUAAUGCACUGAUUCCAAACAUCAUGAAAAUUUUUGUUUUUGAUUCACAGUACAUCUCCUUCAAUGCUUGUUUGGCCAACAUGUUUUUUGUUCACUUCUUUAGUACUAUGCAGAGCGUCACUCUUGUUGUUCUGGCAUAUGAUCGCUUCAUUGCAAUUUGUUUCCCAUUAAGAUAUCAUGCCAUAGUAAAUAAUACUGUUAUGUCUUUAGUGUUUUUAGUAUUAUGGACAUUUAACGGUUGUCUGGUUGCCCUUGUGGUGUCUUUGAUCAAACGACUUUCAUUCUGUAAAACCAAUAUGAUACCAAGUUAUUAUUGUGAUCAUGGACCAGUGUUUAGGUUGGCAUGUAAUGAUGUUAGCAUUAAUGUUUUCAUGGCAAAACUCUGCACAGCUUUAUACUUUGUAGCACCAUUUCUCAUUAUAGUCCUGUCAUAUCUGGGUAUUUUUCUUUCCUUAAGUAAAAUAACAACUUGGGAAGGACGUUUUAAAGCUCUGAAGACCUGUGUUUAUCACCUGUUGUUAGUGGGAUCCUUUUUUCUACCCAUAAUCUGCAUAUACAUGGUUGCAUUUGUGAUUUAUCUCACACCCAAUGCCAGAAUCAUCAGCACAUCACUGGCAUAUUCUGUUCCACCAAUGCUAAAUCCUAUUAUUUAUGUUUUAAAUACAGCUGAAAUCAAAGAGUUAAUUCGAAAAUACCUUAAAAAGAGAUCAACACAAAUUGAGAGUGUUUCAAACUAACUACAUUGAUUCUAUCUGUUUUCUU
Molecule: messenger RNA, 1788 nt
Organism: Cyprinus carpio (common carp)
Lineage: Eukaryota; Metazoa; Chordata; Actinopteri; Cypriniformes; Cyprinidae
Product: olfactory receptor 52E8-like
Exons: 2
Coding region: 495-1763 (422 amino acids)
Biological process (GO): G protein-coupled receptor signaling pathway
Cellular component (GO): membrane
Molecular function (GO): olfactory receptor activity; G protein-coupled receptor activity
Source: RefSeq, a predicted model, not a curated record